Messenger RNA from Phytophthora nicotianae INRA-310, 1841 nucleotides. RefSeq lists its product as hypothetical. The transcript has a single exon. The record is from RefSeq and is a predicted model, not a curated record. The coding region runs from base 422 to 1600 and encodes 392 amino acids. NCBI's taxonomy places the organism in Eukaryota, Oomycota, Peronosporomycetes, Peronosporales, Peronosporaceae.
GCGACUCUUAGCGAAACGAUGAUCAGCGUGAGGACAACGACAACGUUCAGCCUGCGUUUGUCGAAGACAGGAAGCGUAACUGGACCGACGAGACGACGCUCGCUCUAGUGCAAGCAUGGCGCAACAUUGCUAAGGAGGGGCGCCAGAAGGGCGAGAAGUCGUGUAUGUACAACGAGCGCAUCUACAACGCGUACAACGCGUACAAGACUGCUGUACCUACAACACAAAGAUCGAAGAAAGCAAUUGAGGACAAGCUGGCGAGUUUGCUUGAGAUGUACCGCUUUAAAACCGACUUUAACGUCAAUCGGAUCCGUGGAAGCACCGGUAAACCCAAUUGGUUCGAGCUUCCAAAUAACAACUCAGGCACAGUGGUCAGCUCGUUCCAGUUGGAAAGUUGUCGCCUGCCUGCCCGGAAUGAACAAUGUUUGUACGAGUGGUGUAUAUAUCUCCUGCACGGCGUUGGGCGAACAGUAAAGGCGAAGGGCAUGUCCUGUCGGUUGAGUUCGUCGGUGAUGACGGGGAACGCAUUCACGCUUGCGCAUUUAACGAAAAUGCCGAGCACUUUGCUGCGGCGCUGUCGUUUAAUGGCGUGUUCCGUGUGAGUCGUGCAAGCCUUCGCACCUCCAAACGUGAGUUCUCGGUUGUCCCACACAAGUUCGAGAUCAUUUUGACGGCACAGACCGAGAUUACGCCUGCGGAAGGCGAAGGUGAAAUUGAGGAACCCCCACUCGUUCUCACACAGAUUCGUGAUUUAGCCGCUGAGCAUAUUGGGGCCUUGGUCAAUGUUUACGGAGUGCAGACAGAAGUCAGCGAGGUCCAGUACAUUCAAAACCACAAGGGAAUCGUUCAGCAUAAGCGAGACGUAGUUUUGGCGGACCCAUCCAAUGCAAGUGUCCAGUUGAGCAUUUGGGAUGAGUUUGCGGGGGAUCAGUUUGAUCUCAUAUUAUUUGAACCAGUCAUUGCCUAUCAGUGCCGGCUAUCUAAAUAUCGUGGACGGACGCUUUCCACGGGACGCUCAAGUAUGAUUGCAAUCGACCCACCCAUUGCCCCAGCUGAAGAACUGCGUAGCUGGUUCUGCCAGACUCAUGGAAACGCAUGUGUGCCCCUACCGCUCAUCGAUUGCCACUUCACCCCACUCUCUCAAGUGCAACAGUUGCAGAAUGGUGCGUCCAUCGCGGUUGUAGGAGUGAUUGUUCAGGGGGGUAUCGAAGUUGGAGUAUCCCGCGAAACCCAGACGCUGGUUAAGCGUGAAGUGACGCUCCAAGAUGCCCAUGGCCAAAUAAAGUGUACACUGUGGCAAGAGAAAGCAAAGUCGAUUGGGGAAAAUGCGCUGCGUCAUGAGCUCGCGAUUAAACAUGCCAAGGUCGUUACAUACGAUGGUACCAGUGUUGGUACUCGGAUUGAUUCAUCAGUGGUUCUGGAUCCCACUAUUUCCGCCCGUUACGAGUUGCAAAACCUGCCUGCCUUACAGACCACUGAUGCCGUCGAAGACGAUGAGGUAGAAGCCAAGGAUCUGGAUAUCUACGUGGCUGCCGGUUCCAAGCGAGCGAUGGACACAGACAUCGUUGGACUUGAAAAGAAGCGAUCUCGUGCGGAUUAAGCUGCCCACAGCCUCUAGUCUGUGGUUGUAUGGCUAGUGAGCAAAACGAUCUUUGAGCCAAGGCUGGUGAUGUAUUUAGGACACCUUACGCGAGGAAAACUGGCAAGUGGCGGCUUUUUAAUCUAGUUGGAGCAGGAAAACCUAUAAAGGUGCUUGAUUUUCAUGUGUAAUUGCAGUACGAAAGAGGGUCGUAAUCUAGCAGCGACGGGAAGACAGACGUAAAGAGGAAUACAAACCCGAC